AUGGCGGCGUACACAGCGACAAACGAACACGAACUCAUAGCGCUGGUGACCCAGAUCGACGAGGAUCUGCGGUCACGUGACUCCGAGCUGGACGCAGCGACGCUCAAUAUUCGCCGACUGACCCGGCUCGACAACUUCCGGGCCAACCUGGCGACGCUGGAAUCGUCUCAAUUGGCGUUCAAAUUGGGCGAGGCGGCCCAGCUGGGGACCAGCAUCAGUCAGCGUGUACGGUCACGUGAUGUAGAAAAGGAGCGGCUGCUCGAGAACCACGUGCACGUGACCCAGACGCUCAAGCUGAAGCGGGAUCUAGAGGCCAUUCAUCGGGCCAUGGAUCAACGCAGCUGGGAGUCGGCGGCCGCACUGGUCAACAGCUGCUUGACAGAGAUACCCUCAGAGGUCAUCGAGGGUGGGCUAUCACGUGACAAGGUCCCUUCCGGCGAGCAUCCGCAGCCUCCGCGACAACAAUUGGAUGAAAUCUGCGAGUCUCUGGGCAAAUUGUUUCUUCGAGAGUUCGACAAGGCAAUCCAGUCACGUGAUGUGCAUGAGCUGACGCGAUAUUUCAAGCUGUUUCCUCUUGUGGAUCGCACCGAGCUUGGGUUAUCAACCUAUGCUUCUUUUGUCUGUUCUAUCAUCACUGAGGAGAGUCGUAAGUUGCUUCAGGGCGCUCCUGCCACACCUCCAUCGGCCUUCUAUGGGCUUAUCACGUCCAGGCUGUUUGAAAACGUGGCUACAAUCGUUGUUCAGCAUGGAAAAGUGGUGGACAAGCAUUAUGGCAAGGGCCACAUGUUGCUGGUGAUUCAGAACAUUCAAAAGGAGGCCGAUGUGCAGGCCGGAAUCAUUGUGGAUACGUGGUUUGAUGAGAGGAGGGUUGAGAAGAUGGUGGAAAUGGGCGAUUAUGACGACCUGAAACACGUGUCGGACUUGUUGGCAGAAUGUGGCAUGAUUCUCAACCGGUGGGCGUUGUAUAGAAAGUUUCUUGCCGGUUUUGAAGGCGGAGACAAAGUGACGGAAAAGAGCAUGUUUCAGCAAAAGAUUGACUCCCGUGUUUUGCCCGUGUUCGCGGAACUCACAAGAGCCUUCUUCCAGGCGUCCAUCCAGAAGGCGGUGGAACUGGAAGUCGUCAAUGAAGACACCCACGUGACUUCUCUGGUGGAGGACACAAUGUACAUUCUCAAAACCGUCCUGGGACACAUUGUGGGCACCGGAGUGGAGAGUCACGUGAGCAGUCAGCUAACAAUGCUGCGCAAAGUGCUGGAUUCGGCCUAUAUAAGCCAUUUCCAGACCCGCAUUCGGGAGUAUGCUCCCAAACAGCUGGCGGGAGUGACUGCAGCAACCACCCAGUCCACAUUAUCAGGCUUACCUCCCAGUGAAGAGAAACGGGUGAAGCUGUUUUGCCUGUAUAUUAACAGUGGAGGUAGCAGUUGUGAUUACGUGAACAAGAUUGUUGAUCACGUGAAUCUGACUGUCUAUUCGGACAAGUCGCAUGUUGAGAGUGCGCUGUCUUCUUUCUCCACCGGAGUUUCAGCCAAGUUGGAGGAUUUGGUGGCCCAAUCUGUGCAGCUUCUUUACUCCAAUAUUUUCUCGCCCCAUUUGCGAUCUCUAGUGACUGUGUCGUUUCGGAACACGGUUUAUCUGGCUUCUUCCGAUGACACCUCUUCGGCGUGUGCUUACUUGUUCAAUAAUGGGUGGACAAAGCUGCUGGCAGGGUGGUCAGACGAGUUGUCGUUUGGCUACGACCGGUUGGUGAGUCUCAUGGUGACCAGUCUGGCGAAACUGCUGGAGAAGAAGAUCUGGGGGCUCAAUGUUAAUGAAAUGGGAGCCAUUGCCCUGGACAGAGACGUGAGCAAGAUUAUAAGCCACGUGACUAGCAACCGCUACAAAUUGCGCGACAAGUUUGUGCGUGUGGCCCAGCUGGUGACUUUGGUGGGUUUGGAUGAUGAGGAGGAGGAGGAGGGCAUUGAGUGGGUGUUGACGGAGUCGGAGGUGGAGAGGGGAAGGAGGGUUCGGGUGGAAAGGAGGGAGUGA
Messenger RNA from Yarrowia lipolytica CLIB122, 2025 nucleotides. RefSeq lists its product as uncharacterized. The record is from RefSeq and is a predicted model, not a curated record. NCBI's taxonomy places the organism in Eukaryota, Fungi, Ascomycota, Dipodascomycetes, Dipodascales.